UUAUGGGGAGUCCAGGUGUCUAUAAGUAGGACAUACGCUCUGUAUCCUCAGUAUUUCCUUCUAAACUCACCGUCAGUCGAGAUCGUCACCUGCGAGCCGCCAGGUUUAUUUCAUAUCGUCUUGGCUUCUCUACUCUAAUCGGCAGUGCAAUUAUUUUCGCCAAUUAUUCGAGUGUUUUGCGUCGUUGCAUGUUCACACGUAACCAUCACUUGCGACCAUGAGUCCGAAUAUUUUUGGCAAUUCGGCGACUCUUUUUUUGGAGGCUUCGCAACAGAAUGUUCCUCAAGACAAGUCUCUCGCAGGAUCGACUAAAACCUCGCAAGCUAAGACCGGGAAACCAAAGAAUACUUCGAAAUACGAAUGGCAAAUUGUUUGGAGAAAUGUUAUUGCUUUCGUUUAUCUGCACGUUAGUUCCUUGUACGCUCUUUAUCUCGCUUGGUACGAGAUGAAGCUCUUCACAUGCCUUUGGACUAUUGGGUUGGCACUGUUUGCGGCAUUAGGAAUCACCGCUGGAGCACAUAGAUUAUGGUGCCAUCGAUCAUACAAAGCGAAAUGGCCGUUGCGUUUGAUACUGAUGAUCCUGCAGACUGUCGCUUUCCAGAAUCAUAUCUACGAGUGGGUAAGAGAUCACAGAGUUCACCACAAAUUCUGCGACACCGACGCCGACCCUCACAACUCGAAAAGAGGCUUCUUUUUCUCUCACAUGGGAUGGCUCAUGCUCCGCAAGCAUCCGGACGUUUUGAGCAAGGGAAAGCUCGUCGAUAUGAGCGAUCUUGAAAAGGACCCGAUCGUCGUUUGGCAAAGAAGGCUCUACGUUGUGCUCAUGCCGAUAUUCUGUUUCCUCAUUCCCACAUGGGUCCCAAUUUACUUUUGGAACGAAACCCCGAUGUUGGCAUGGUACGCAACCGUGUUUCGAUACACGGUUUCGCUCAACUUGACGUGGCUGGUGAAUUCUGCGGCUCACAUUUACGGAAUGAAACCGUACGAUAACUCGAUAAGCCCGACCGAUCAUUUCAUGGUUGCAGUCGGUGCCAUGGGCGAAGGAUGGCACAACUAUCAUCACGUAUUUCCCUGGGACUACAAAGCAGCCGAGCUCGGAAAUUACCGGACUAAUUUGUCAACCGCAUUCAUCGACUUCUUCAGCUCGAUCGGUUGGGCGUACGAUUUGAAAACGGUGCCGGUUGAGAUGAUAGAAAAGAGAGCGGCGAGAACGGGGGACGGCACGAGAGUAAAGAAAGUUGAGGGCCACCACCAUCACGAGCACUCGCACGAGGGUGCUAUUUGGGGUUGGGGUGACAGCGACAUGUCGAUCGAGGACAUCAAGGAGGCCCACAUUAUAAACAAGAGCGAUUAACCGUCGCGACGAAAAGUCGCCGCACCUCGAGCGGAGAACGCGCUCAAUUUUUCUACGUCGUGUGUCUUCCCCUCGAACUAAAAUCGAACAAACGUCAGAUGAAGAAACUUCACUUUUCGAAUGAAAAAAAAAAAACAAACAAAACGAAAAGAAACAGGAAAUGAAAACCAAACCUAAACUAAGAGGCUCCACAAAAUGUAAUAAACUUUCGAGGAGGAAGCGAGGACACGGUGAUGAGAUAAAAAAACAUGGCAUCGAAAAAGCACGUUUUCCAUGGCACUGAAACGAAACGAGGAAGGAUCAGGAAACGGGAUACAUUAGCAAACGAAUAUUCAUUUAUGGAGUGAGGCUUUUUGAAAGCAAACACUUGAAACUUUGAUUAAUUUAUCGGAAUCGUGCCACGUGCUAAAUGAAAAAACAGGAUAGAAGCACGCGCGCACCUUCGCGAUUCUCGAGAAUCGAAAUACUAACAAAAACUAAGAAAAUCUUCCUUACAAACUCGUUUUGUCUUCCAAAAGUGUAGAGAAAAGAAUAAAUGAAAAAUUGGAGUUAGGCACGUGGCACAAUCGUGCUUUAGUGAUAGCUCGAUAGCGGUUACGUAUUCACGAAUGUAGGGAAGGUAACGAUGUUUUUAGUGCUCUCUGGUUCACGACCGAAUUGCGUGAUCCGAGUGGUACGUUGAAAUUGUACUUGGGCUCUGAACAUUCAAAAUUGUAUCAGCGUUAACAACGAACAAUACGAGAAGAAAUAAAAAGAGAGAAAGCGAAUUUGACAUUCAGCCAAAACAGGAAGCUCAAAGCACGUCAAUCUUUCGCAGGAAAUUUGUUAUCAAGACUUACAACAAAUCUUUUCGACCGUCACACAAACUUGGAUCGAUCGAAACAGUUACGAAAAUCAAUCUACUUGGCGCCUCAUUCGAGGAGGCAAGAACUUCACUUAAAUAAUUAGUCGACGUCAGGAACAAACGAGGGAAUGAAAAUUUCGGUUCAAGCACUUACCUUCGAUGAGCCUACCUUUUUAUUCUUGUCCUCUCGAAUCACGUCUUAACGAUCAAUUAUACAUAUACUAUUUACAUUGUAUUUAUGAAUAAAUUAUGGUUAUGUACAUACGUAAAGAAAA
Messenger RNA from Venturia canescens, 2473 nucleotides. RefSeq names its product acyl-CoA Delta-9 desaturase-like. The record is from RefSeq and is a predicted model, not a curated record. Bases 218 to 1354 code for a protein of 378 amino acids. Gene Ontology annotation, cellular component: endoplasmic reticulum membrane. Gene Ontology annotation, biological process: unsaturated fatty acid biosynthetic process. Lineage: Eukaryota; Metazoa; Arthropoda; Insecta; Hymenoptera; Ichneumonidae. The transcript is spliced from 6 exons. Gene Ontology annotation, molecular function: stearoyl-CoA 9-desaturase activity; iron ion binding.